Messenger RNA from Oppia nitens, 1911 nucleotides. RefSeq names its product ATP-binding cassette sub-family G member 1-like. Gene Ontology annotation, molecular function: ATP hydrolysis activity; ABC-type transporter activity; ATP binding. The record is from RefSeq and is a predicted model, not a curated record. NCBI's taxonomy places the organism in Eukaryota, Metazoa, Arthropoda, Arachnida, Sarcoptiformes, Oppiidae. The transcript is spliced from 4 exons. Gene Ontology annotation, cellular component: plasma membrane. Bases 1 to 1911 code for a protein of 636 amino acids.
AUGAUAAGAUUUCGUUUUUCAUUACUUCAAACUAAAUCAAAAUCACGACAAAUAAUUCAAAAUUUGAGUGGAAAUAUUAGAUCCGGACAGUUGACCGCAUUUCUCGGGCCUAACGGCGCCGGGAAAAGCACUCUCUUGAAGUGUUUGGCAGGAAAAAGAAAGUCUGGACUUUCUGGUCGUAUAUUUGUUACAUAUAAUGGAUGCAAACCUCGCAUAACGUUUUCUUAUUAUUCACAAAACGAUGUCUUUAAUGAAUUACUGACUGUUGAGGAAUCUAUUGUUUAUGCCUCACAAUUAAAGUUUACCUCAAAAAUUAAAGCAUUAUUCAAUGAUAAUAAAAUCAAACAAAACUCAUUGUUAUCGCUCACUAAUCAAUCCACACAUCGAUUAAAAGCUGAGAAACUCAUUGAAGAUUUGCAUCUAAAGAAAUGCUCUAAAACUGUGGUCAAUCAUUGCAGUGGAGGUCAGAGAAGAAGACUAUCCAUUGCAUUGGAACUGAUAUUCUCUCCGACGAUCCUAUUGCUCGAUGAGCCGACCAGUGGUUUAGACUCAUUGUCUACUUUACAAUCUAUUGAAUUACUCAAGAAGUGGUCUAACAGAAAAUCUAAACCUAUGAUCAUAGCUAUGGUUAUACAUCAACCAAAUGCUAAAUUGCUUUCAUAUUUUGACAAUCUAUACAUUAUAUCAAGUACUGGACAAUGCAUUUAUGAGGGAACUACUGUCAAAUUAAUAGAUCAUAUGUCUAACUUUAACCUCCAGUGCCCGAAGUUUUACAAUCCAUCCGAUUUUGCUAUAGAAGUGGCCAGUGGUGACUUGGGAUUAGACGCAAUACAUAUGUUGGCUGAAUUUCAAAGACAACAUUUCAAAGAUAACCUAAAUAAUACUAAUUGUAUUGAAAUGACAAAAGUUAUUAAAGAGACUCAAAGACAUACUUUUGGUGAUCAGCUUUGGACGACUUGGAUAUUAACAAAGAGAUGCUUUAAAAUUAAUUUAAGGGAUCGGAAACAAUAUUUCCUACAAUUUAAUUGUGUAUUAUUUAUGCUCUUAUUGUUAUAUAUUCUUCAUUUGGAUAACAAAGUUGGUAUAAAUGAUGGUUGCAUUCAAAAGCCAAGCGUUGAUUAUAUUAAGAGUCUUCAAGUCUUUGAUUUUCUAAACUCAACGACCAGUACUUUCCCCAACUGGGCCUUCAUUUUCUAUUCGUCUAUAUUUAUGGUAUUUAUAUCAAUGUUACCGACAUUGUUGUCAUUCCCUCUGGAAGUGUCCAUCUUUUGCAAAGAACAUUCAAAUGGUUGGUAUUCAAUGAGUUCAUAUUUUUUGGCCAAAAAUAUAGCAGAAAUUCCACAAAACAUUAUAUUUCCGCUAAUUUAUUGUAUCGGUUCGUACAUAAUAACUGAACAAAUACUGGAUCCGAUCAGAUUCAUUGGUUUCAUUACAAUAAUGAUUUUAUUAUCAUUUUUGACACAAGGACUCGGAUUUUUCAUAUCAGCUUUAUUUGUGAACAAUAUAAUAGCCUCGACAGUGAUCGGUGCUGUUGUUAAUAUUCCUCUUUUAUUAUUUGCCGGAUUACUAAUCAAAAUCCAAUCAAUUCCGCAUUUUUUGCGUCCUUUUACAUACAUAUCUUAUUUUAGAUUAACAUUUGAAUCAAUAAUGAUUUUUAUCUAUGGCUUUGAUCGCUGCCAACCCAUUGAAAGACUCACAAUUCAAAGUAUUAAACAAGAUUUUGGAGACCAUAUAAUACCAAUUGUUAAGUGUGUCUAUGAUUAUGAUUCAGAUCUCGUCGAUAACAUGACUCUCGCUAUCGAUUACUUCAAUGAAAUGAUAGAUAAAAGCAAUUCAUUUGCUUUAUUAGCAUUUGAAUACAAAGAUAGUGAUAUUAAUAUGUGCUUAUUUUGUAUUAGUUUGGAGAAUUAA